AUCAAAAUGUAUUUUAAUGACCUAAUUAUAGUAAUUAGUAGGUAUUAAUACAUAUUAUACCUACCCGUAAUAGAUGAUUAAAAAUGGCAUCUUCCUCGGUCUCUGUGAUUGAGGUUGAAGUUUGAUUUAUCUAAACUAUAUGUAAAUAAGUAUAAAUUAUUAUAGAAAUAACUAAACAUAAAAUAAGAAUACAGUGUGUCAGUAUGUUGACUUGCAAACUAUAUUUAUUUCUAAAGACAGGAAUCAGCUAAAAUUAAUUUGGAAAAUAUUCAAUGAUUAAAAUAGAAAUAUUGUUAGUAUAAAAAUCCCUGCUAUGCCUAAGUCUUUGGACGGAUUCAGUUUUUUUGACGAUCGUUUUUUAGAAUUUAUUUAACAACUUAUUUUGCAUCAUAUCUCUGUUUAUCACGUACCUAUACUAUUUUUGAAUAGAAUACACGUUUAUUACACUAUGUUUCCAAAUUUUUUUUUACAGUAUCGCUAGAUACGAGGGGAGGUCGUUUCCACACUCGCCUAACUACCGUCAAUAAGCACAGCCUACAUAGGUAAUAAGUUAACUAGUGCUUGUUAUUACUUAUUGCUAAUAAUAUUCUUAAUAAUAAUAAGCUACGAUAGUUGUUGGAUUGAAACUUGGAACAAUAACAUAACGAUUCGUUCCAAAGCAACCACUAUAUAAACACAAACACGUUUAAAAUGUGUUCGGUUUCAACAAUCUAAUAUUAAAAUAUUAUGAGUAUUUGAUGUCAACGGGGAAAUAAGAAUUAUAGUAUUUACCUCAGCAUCCGACAAGUGGUUAUAAAAAAAAUGGUUCCAAUCAGUUAGGUAUUUAGACUAGGGCGCAUAUUAUGAAUAAUAUAUAUAUGCAUUUAUAGGUGCUACCAUGGCAACUAGAGUAUAUACAUAGCCAGAGUGCUAGAAACACAUGGUUCGACACAAAAUAAUGCAUUCAGAAUUCAGUUUGUCGCUAACUAAUAACUUCAAAUUGCAUUGCUAGUAUUAAAUUGUGUUCUUGGUCAAAUACAAUGACGUCUACUUCUCAGAGAAAUGGUCAAACGAUACUCGAGUUGGCUAUGUCUUCAAAGAAUGUUACAUCCGACAUGGUACCGGUAGAGAGAACUUUGCUAGUAAUCGGGAGUAAAAACUCGGGUAAAACUUCAUUAAUACAUUCAUUUUUUGAUAAAAAUGAAAAGCCAAAACCCACACUGGCUUUGGAAUAUUCAUUCGCAAGAAGAUCUGGAAAAAGUUUAACAAAGGAUAUUUGUCAUGUUUGGGAAUUGGGUGGUGGUUUAAUUUUCAAAGAUUUGUUAUCCGUGAUAGUACAAAAAACGAAAGGCCGACGUUUGAGCGUCGUGUUGGUAUUGGAUCUAUCGAAGCCGGAUAUUCUUUGGAACACCAUGGAAAUGCUUCUAGAAGAAAUUAAGAUACACCUAGAAAAUGUACCAGAGAUUGAACAGUAUAAUCAAAUUAAUGUUAAAAAUGUUGAGGAUAAAAAGUUUUUGUCUCCACUGCCCAUACCACUUAUGAUUGUUGGAAGCAAAUACGACGUAUAUCAAAAUUUCGAACCGGCUAAAAAACGCGUGUUGUGCCAGUGUUUACGAUAUGUGGCACACACUUAUGGAGCCUCGUUGAUUUUCUAUGGUGUAAACGAUGCAGUUCUUGUGAAGAUAUCCAAAGAGAUGAUGUCACAUUACGGGUUUGGAACACCUUAUCCAAAGAACCUCAUAUACGAUUCAAAUAAACCACUCUUAGUGCCUGCAGGUUCCGAUUGUUUUGACAAAAUAGACAACCUCAAUGAAGCUGGAAGUAUUAGAUCAAUGCAUAAGUACAAGAGUGUAUUUGCUUCUAAUUUUAAACAGGUUAAUAACUAUUAAUAUACGUUUUAUUAAACUUAUUUAAAUAAUUGUAGGAAUACAAUAUUUUUUCAAACGAUUUUAUUUUUCGCCAAAAUAGAAUUAUUUUAGCACAGACAAAACAAUUCAAUAACUCCGCCCAUAUUACAUAUACGGUGAUACAUAAUAUCCAUUAAAUUAUGUAAACUCUGGUCAUAUAAUAUAGAGUUAAUUAUUUUCACACAUAGAUUUAGGUAUCUGCAAAAGUGCGAAAUGAAAUCUUGCUUGCUGCGGGUUUUUUCAACUGAUUGAAGGUGCCUUAUGUGCUUAAAACAUUUAACAAUAAUAUAUUUAAGACUUUAUAACUUAAAAUUUGGAACACUUAUAUUAAUUGAUACAUUAUCAUUUAUGGGCACCAUGUCUAAUUUAUAAUAUAAUAUCUUAAAUUUCAUAACCAUUUAAAAGAAAUCUCAACAAAAAAGUCGUUGUUUAUGAUUAAAAUUAAAAUGUAUUCCAAUAAUACUUUUUUGAUUUUUGAAAUUUGUUUAAACUUUUUGGUUAUUUUAACAUGAAACUCUCAGGGCACUCAUAAUAUACCUACUAAAAAAAUGUAUUUAUAAAAUCAUUAUGUAUACGCCGUAUAAACAUUAUUACAAUAUGAAAUGGAUCAGUAAAUGAUUUAUUUGAAAGUCAAGGUCAGUGACCAUAACAUUACUAAAAAAGAGAUUGUAGAAUGUUUUCUAAAAUAUAUAAUCCCAUUAAUAUGAUAUUAUGUUCUGCGUCUUUUGCUAUAAGAAAGUUACUCAUUGUUUAUGAAAAUAUGAUGUUAUAAUAUGUAUAGUAUGUACCUUCGGAAGGUUAUUGUAAGAGUGCAGACGCAGAAUUUCCUAUUGAAGUAAAGGUGAAGGUACUAUUAUAGGCGUUUAACUGGUUUCUAAAUAUACUCAUUAAUCAUUAUUUAAGCUAAAGUUCGUGUACUUAAAUGAUACAUUAUCAAAAUGGUAUAAUCGUCUAGUCAUCUAAAACAAUUUGUAUUUCUAAACAGCUUUUAUGUAAAACCACGACACACGUUACACAUAGGUAUAGUGUUUGAAGUAUGAAAUAUUUCACAAAAACGUGAAACAUUGAAAUUUUUUUUAACACAAAU
Acyrthosiphon pisum (pea aphid) is the source of this 2973-nucleotide messenger RNA. RefSeq names its product cytoplasmic dynein 2 light intermediate chain 1. The record is from RefSeq and is a predicted model, not a curated record. Lineage: Eukaryota; Metazoa; Arthropoda; Insecta; Hemiptera; Aphididae. Gene Ontology annotation, biological process: intraciliary retrograde transport; intraciliary transport involved in cilium assembly. Gene Ontology annotation, cellular component: cytoplasmic dynein complex; axoneme; ciliary basal body. Bases 1020 to 1868 code for a protein of 282 amino acids. The transcript has 7 exons. Gene Ontology annotation, molecular function: dynein heavy chain binding.